AUGAAGUUCAGACUUAUUGAAGAUGCAGUAGAAACAGAUGCACAGGAGCAUGCAGAGAGCGCAUCAGAGGAAAACGAAAUAGACUCAGAAGAGUUUUUCCAGUUAAACGCAAAGAACGACGAAUCAUCUGAGGAGGAGAACAUGUGGAGUGACUCAGAAGAAGGAGACGAGAAUAAUCACUGGACAGUUGAAAAAAUAGAAAAGAGACCAGGGCAGGUCCGAAAAACAAAGGCUCUCACUAAGAACAUACUAAAGUACACAACAAAGCACAUUCUUACAAUUAGAAGGGGAAUAGUGAAGGUGGUGACUGUGAAUGAGCGCAUUUACCUACUGGACAGAACUGGCCACAUAUAUCUACUAGACCAGUCAGAGGAGGAGCAGAAGCCAUUGCAAAGAAUUGAAGUCAAAAAAGGCUUGAAGGAAAGACUUUUCAAGGACUUUAUAGUCUGCGAAAAUGGCAAUAUAUUGGCACUAACAAAGUUAUUCCAUGCAUUCAGCAUAAUAAACCCAGAGACAGGCGCAAUAAACGAAGUGAAUCUGUACCAGUACAAGGACAAGGCAUAUAGUAAAAUAAUAAGAAUAGAAAGUGGCUGUGUGCUUGUUUCUGGUAGGUCACUGCUCGUAUAUAAUCAUAAUGCCUUACUGGUUGACAGAAUAGAGAUGGAAGAAAAGGUAGAGGAUCUUGUAGAGGACGGGGAGUACUUUAUGGUGCUUCUAAGAAGUAAGCUAGUAAGAUAUUCCAGAAAAAUGAAAGAGUCCGUUGCUGAGUCAGAAGUUCUUGUUGGCCCGCAUGCACUCUGCAUUUUCAAUGACUCCGUGGCAGUUGGUGGAAAGGGAGGACUUUCCAUCUUCCAGAAAAGCACGCUUGAAGUAAAGAAAGAGCUAAGUAACUUGGAGAAUGUCACUUCUGUCAGCUACAUUGAAGAGAUGGGCAUUCUUGUCUUUGGUGACAGGGAAAAGAGCAAUGGCAUUCGAAUGUACAACGCAAAAGAAGAAAAAGUAAUCACCACCUUCCCACCAAGCAAGGGCCUAAGCUACAUUGGUGGGUUCACAUGCAGUGCACGCAGUUUGUACUUUGGGGUCAAGGAGCGUCUUUAUCUUCUCUCUAUUCCAAACUAG
Nematocida ausubeli is the source of this 1119-nucleotide messenger RNA. RefSeq lists its product as uncharacterized. Lineage: Eukaryota; Fungi; Microsporidia. The transcript has a single exon. Bases 1 to 1119 code for a protein of 372 amino acids. The record is from RefSeq and is a predicted model, not a curated record.